This is a messenger RNA of Gadus chalcogrammus (walleye pollock), 371 nucleotides long. RefSeq names its product voltage-dependent anion channel 3 (gene vdac3). The record is from RefSeq and is a predicted model, not a curated record. NCBI's taxonomy places the organism in Eukaryota, Metazoa, Chordata, Actinopteri, Gadiformes, Gadidae. Gene Ontology annotation, biological process: monoatomic anion transmembrane transport. Gene Ontology annotation, cellular component: mitochondrial outer membrane. Gene Ontology annotation, molecular function: voltage-gated monoatomic anion channel activity. The transcript has 3 exons. The coding region runs from base 16 to 336 and encodes 106 amino acids.
AUUGUAUUUUGCUGGAUGAUUUGGGGGCUUUUCAGGAACGACGGGACAGAGUUCGGCGGGUCCAUUUACCAGAAGGUGAACAGCAAUCUUGAGAUGGCAAUCAACCUGUCCUGGACCGCUGGCAGCAACAACACACGCUUUGAGAUUGGAGCCAAAAAGCAGCUGGAUAAGAACACCUUCCUUUCUACCAAAGUGAACAACGCCUGUAUGGUUGGAGUAGGCUACACGCAAACCCUCAGACCAGGAGUGAAACUCACCCUCUCAGGUCUGGUUGAUGGGAAGAACUUCAACAGUGGAGGGCACAAGGUCGGCGUGGGUUUCGAACUCGAAGCAUAAGAGUCUUAAGAAGGCUGACGAAAAAAGCAAGAGAA